CAUAAUGUAAAAACAAAACCAAAGAUGUAUUAUAGUUAUGUUCAGUCCAAGCCUUCUUUAAGGCAAGGAGUUGGUGAUUUACUGAUCACAAAGGAUGUGGCCAAAGCAACGAUGUUCCUGCGCGUUUUUCAACAAGUGCAUCGUACGGACAAUGGGCUUUCUAUACCAUCCGUUUUGUCAAAAUACCAGUACGAUGCUGGAUACUCCUUUUACUGCAGUGGAGGUCUAUGUGGUAUUGAAAAAUGAAGUUUGUUUGAAAAAAUGUCAUGGUCAGUCAUGUCAGUCUACCAGGUGUAGGGUGGCGCAAGGCUCGAGGUGGACAGAAGUUGACUUGGUAGCGGGAAAUGAAGUCACUGACGACCAAACUGGAUGCCGUUGGUCCGUCUCGCCUUGUGCUUGGCUCGAGUGUUUACAGGACAUGGCUCGCAGUAGACACCAGUUGCGCGUCUGCUGCCGUCUCCUAAUUGGAUUGCCU
This is a messenger RNA of Dicrocoelium dendriticum, 475 nucleotides long. Lineage: Eukaryota; Metazoa; Platyhelminthes; Trematoda; Plagiorchiida; Dicrocoeliidae. The record is from the annotation of a GenBank genome assembly.